Molecule: messenger RNA, 1014 nt
Organism: Hypanus sabinus (Atlantic stingray)
Lineage: Eukaryota; Metazoa; Chordata; Chondrichthyes; Myliobatiformes; Dasyatidae
Product: general transcription factor II-I repeat domain-containing protein 2-like
Exons: 2
Coding region: 161-742 (193 amino acids)
Source: RefSeq, a predicted model, not a curated record
UACUGACACCGCUACAACGUGUUUUUAUCGCUGGCUGUCCAGACGGAAGGUGCUGAAACGCUUUGUCGCGUGUCUGGAAGAAGUGAAAACUUUCCUGGGCAGCAAAGGGCUCACCUUUCCUGAGCUGGAACAGCCAGAGUGGCUGGAAAAGCUACACUUCAUGGUAGACAUGACAGCGCACCUGAACACGCUGAACACAGCUCUUCAGGGGAAAGGACGCACAGCCCUGCACAUGUUGGAGGAUGUUUUGGCAUUCGAGCGCAAGUUGACGUUGCUUGCCAGAGAUUUACAGAAAGGCACUUUGUCUCACUUCCCCAAUUUGAGAGAGUUCAAACAAGGUCACGACAUGAUAAUUUCGGAGUAUUUACAUUCUGCAAUCAUCGCAAUGCAAACAUCGUUUGGGAAACGCUUCUGUGAGUUCAGAGAGGAAAAAAACACAUUAUCCUUCCCGGUCACUCCCUUAAGCAUCGAUCCUUCCCUACUGAAUACGACUGCAUUGGCAGGUGUGAGUCAACCUGAUCUUGAGAUGGAACUGGCCGACAUAGCCGACAAAGACAUAUGGGUGUCCAAGUUUAGACGCUUGACAGCAGACCUUGAAGAUGUUGCCCGUCAGAAGGCCGUUCUUGCUCAGAAACACAAAUGGAGUGAUAUUGAAAACCUUCUAAAACCGGACAAACUUGUGUUCGAAACAUGGAAUGCUAUGCCCGACAUUUAUGUAAACAUUAAAAAGUAUGCGCUUUGAGUCCUGUCGAUCUUUGGAUCCACAUAUGUAAGUGAGCAGGUGUUCUCCAACAUGAACUUUAUUAAAAACAAACAUCGCGCACGCCUCACAGAUGACAGCUUGCGAUCCUGUGUAAAGAUGAAGGUGACGUCAUACAGCCCUGAUGUGCAGACGCUGUGCGCUGAGGUCCAGGAGCAGAAAUCCCAUUAACCAAGCUGACAGCUGGCUGAUGUUAUUUUUGGUUUGCUGCUGGCGGAAAAUUUAAGUUCGGCGUUUUUCAUAAAUACAAGAAG